AGAAUAUCAAUGAUUGAGAAUCGAGGAUAUGAUAUUAAAAAUAUUUUCUAAUGUUAUAGGAGACGUUCAAAGGAUCCAUUCUAGAAAAAGGAGUCCAGAGGAAAGAAGAAAGAAAAUCAUCACACAUCAGCAGUGGAACACAAGGAAGAAACAACAUGAGUGUCCCCAAUGUUUCAAAACCUUUCCUACACCUUCCGUUCUUGCAAUUCAUCAACGAACACACACAGGAGAAAAGCCCCAUCAAUGUUCUCAGUGUGGAAAGACCUUUACUCAAAUGGCUCAUCUCAAGACACACCUGAUGAUCCACACUGGAGAAAAGCCAUAUCAUUGUACUACAUGUGGGAAGGGUUUCAAAAGUAGCAGUGAAUUUAAAAUCCACCAGAUGACACAUACUGGAGAAAAGCCACAUCAGUGUUCUCAGUGUGGAAAGACUUUUAGCCGUAUUGACAGUCUCAAGACACACCAGAUGAUCCAUAGUGGGGAAAAGCCACAUCAUUGUUCUCAGUGUGGAAAGGCCUUUACUGACAAGGGUAAUCUCAAGAAACACCAGAGAAUUCACACUGGGGAAAAGCCAUGUCAUUGCUCUCAGUGUGGAAAGACUUUUAGUCAAAUGGCUCAUCUCAAGACACACCAGAGGAUCCACACUGGAGAAAAGCCAUAUCAGUGUACUACAUGUGGGAAGGAUUUUAGGAAUAGCAAUGUUCUUACAAUCCACCAGCUGACACAUACUGGGGAAAGGCCAUAUCAUUGUUCUCAGUGUGGAAAGACUUUUAGUCAAAUGGCUCAUCUCAAGACACACCAGAGGAUCCACACUGGAGAAAAGCCAUAUCAGUGUACUACAUGUGGGAAGGGUUUCAAAAGUAGCAAUGAAAUUAGGAGUCACCAGAUGACACAUACUGGAGAAAAGCCACAUCACUGUUCUCAGUGUGGAAAGACCUUUACUCAAAUGAGUCAUCUCAAGAUACACCUUAUGAUCCACACUGGAGAAAAGCCAUAUCAUUGUACUACAUGUGGGAAGGGUUUCAAAAGUAGCAGUGAAUUUAAAAUCCACCAGAUGACACAUACUGGAGAAAAGCCAUAUCAUUGUUCUCAGUGUGGAAAUGCCUUUACUAACAAGGGUAAUCUCAAGAAACACCAGAGAAUUCACACUGGGGAAAAGCCACAUCACUGUUCUCAGUGUGGAAAGACUUUUAGUCAAAUGGGUAAUCUCAAGACACACCAGAGAACCCAUCAAGGGGAAUAG
Clupea harengus (Atlantic herring) is the source of this 1243-nucleotide messenger RNA. Its product is annotated as zinc finger protein 2 homolog. NCBI's taxonomy places the organism in Eukaryota, Metazoa, Chordata, Actinopteri, Clupeiformes, Clupeidae. The record is from RefSeq and is a predicted model, not a curated record. The transcript has a single exon. Bases 29 to 1243 code for a protein of 404 amino acids.